AAUACCAAAUAUCAGCGAUCAACAAAUUGAGCAAAUGCGAGAGCGAGAACUGGCUAAUUGGUUAAAAGACUAUGUGGGAAGGAACGAAGUUGAUAACUGCAUUUAUCAAAUAGCUCAAGGGCCCAGCCGAAAAGUACAAUCAUAUAAAGGAUAUUUUGUGAAUGGAUUUAAAUUUCAUCGACAUGAUUAUGGCAGAGAGCGAAAAACAUUAAAUAGUGGUGUAUGGGUCAAAGGAAGUUGUUAUAAUGAAUAUGAAAGUGAUUACUAUGGCUUGUUGAAUGAGGUAUUAGAAUUAGAGUACUUUGGAGACAAAAACAAGACAAUCAUUUUCAAGUGUGAAUGGUUUGACACUAAUAGAGGGGUAAGGGUCCAUCCUCAACAUGGUCUUGUGGAAAUCAAUGUCAAAUUAAGGCUAGCAUCAUCUGAUCCAUUUAUUUUAGCUCAACAAGCUCAUCAAGUUUGCUAUAUUAAAUAUCCUAAAAUCAAUAAAGUCAGAGUUGACUGGUGUGCGGUUUUCAAAACCAAAGCUAGGAGCACUUACAAUAUUGGACCUUCCAUGGUUAACAACAAUUCAAAUGAGCAAAACUCCAAUGAUAUUGCUUAUCAAGAGGAUGAUGUCUCAAGACCUCAAGAAAUUGUACCAACAACCGAACUUGAUGAUCCCACAAUGUUACUUGAUUCAAGUAGUAUGGUUGAGAUGGAUGUUAAUGAAUUGCAACAAGUGCAACAACCACUUGAAGUGGUGGAAGAUGAAGAUGAGGAUGUAGAGGAAGAGGAAGAGGGAGAGGAUGAAGAAGAGGAAGAAGACACUGAAGAGUCAGAUGACGAUUUAGAAGUUGAUGGUAUUGAUAGUGAUGAUGAUGUCAACUUAGAAGAUGAUUCUGAAUGAUACAUUGUAAAGUAUAUCAUAUUUUUAUAUAUAUUCAUAGACUUAAUAUUUGAUUAUUAUUUUUUC
This is a messenger RNA of Manihot esculenta (cassava), 955 nucleotides long. Its product is annotated as G-patch and R3H domain-containing protein C30B4.02c-like. The coding region runs from base 35 to 889 and encodes 284 amino acids. The transcript has 2 exons. NCBI's taxonomy places the organism in Eukaryota, Viridiplantae, Streptophyta, Magnoliopsida, Malpighiales, Euphorbiaceae. The record is from RefSeq and is a predicted model, not a curated record.